Pyricularia oryzae 70-15 is the source of this 4143-nucleotide messenger RNA. RefSeq lists its product as uncharacterized. Gene Ontology annotation, biological process: regulation of DNA-templated transcription. NCBI's taxonomy places the organism in Eukaryota, Fungi, Ascomycota, Sordariomycetes, Magnaporthales, Pyriculariaceae. The transcript is spliced from 5 exons. Gene Ontology annotation, molecular function: zinc ion binding; DNA-binding transcription factor activity, RNA polymerase II-specific. The record is from RefSeq and is a predicted model, not a curated record. Bases 1783 to 4026 code for a protein of 747 amino acids.
UGUUCUUGGUUAUUUCACCUUUCAAGGUCAGGUAGGUGUGUGGUUCAAGCAUGAUGCUCGGAUUCUCAGAUGGUUUAGAGGGCAUCGAUCUAAUCUUGUUGUCCUUUGGAGCGGGCGAUUGCCUAUUGUUUUCCUCCCAUCAAGGGUGACCCUGAGACCAUUUUUGUUUGUGGCACACAAGGGAUAAACGACUUUGUUGGCGGGGGAAAAGGCGUGACCGUGGAACAAAUGGCGACGCUGAUCCCAAAGUAGAUUCUUCCCUCGAAGACGGACUCUAUCUCUGCAGGUUCCCAUCCCAUUGGCGGCAACUAGGCCAUAUCACCAAUAAACGUGGUAGGACUUUUCGGUUGAUCACCGUUUGAGCCCUGCUAUUUUUGGGGGUGUGCAGGCAAGAUAGGGCAGCCACACACUCCCUUGCACCUUUUCCUCCCUGAUUUUUGGGGUCCAAACGAAUUUUCCGUCUUUUUUGUUUGUCUUUUUUUCUCUUUGUUUUUUCUCCUCUUCCCCCCCAAUUUUUGUCACGUUCCAGAGCCCCUGUCCAUGCGCCCUACGUGCGUAUGACGGUGCACGGUAUGAGGUUGCAGAGGAUCAGUCUCUCCACCUGCACCGGAUGCGCAUGGAAAAUUGCCGAAGGUUCAAGAAGGUCCUGUUGCGCCGAGCCGACCAUCCCUCUCCCUGUUUGUUCUGCGGUUGCCAGCGAGAGCUGGGGUAUCACCUCUUGCCGCCGGCAAUUGUGCCGGGUUCAGCUUGAACUCGGUAUACAAAGUUAAAAUACCCAACGAUGGCUAUAUGUGUUUUGAUAUUAAGCCGACAUCUCCACCCAAAGUUCAUCCCAGGCUUCCCAGCGCAUUCAUCGUCCACUUUCUCAUGACUCUGGCAGAACUACAAGCCUUACCGCCUCCCUUGUGCCAAGCCCAAAAAGUCCCCUCGCUCGGCGGCAGACACCGAGGGAGCGAAAACCCAGGUCAGCGUUUGCCCACUGUUUCCAAGCCAUCCAUCCAUCGGCAGGGCCAAGGAAACUGGAGCUGCCUUGCACGCAAAAACCGAAUGCGCAGCUCGCGUGGGUCUUGGUUUGUGUUAGUUUUUCUGCUUGUUCGAGAUGGUGCACAAUGAACUUUUUUUUUUUCCUCUCUUUUUUUUCCUUAACAGGAUUCCAGUGGGUCCAAAUCACACGCUGAUUUUCUUGUGGCAUACCAACAAAACCUUAGAUGGGAGAAAAAUAAGAAAAAAAAUAAAAAAAUAAAAGGUUUGUUUUUAAUUCCAGGCCCAGAGAUUUCUGAUGAUGUUGUACUGUAGUCCAAAUGGGGUCCCCCCUACCUGCUGCGAGAUCCCAGUGGUUGGUUUCAUUCGAUUGGAAAAGGCGGGCUGUCGUGGAAAAAAAUCCUCUUUUUCCCACCCAGUUAGUUGGUACUUGAGAAUAUCUCGCCGAUCGAACCUCUCCUGACUGCCAAAAAAGCCCCUUCAUUCAACCCCUCAAGGGAACUGCACCUUUUAGGGGGCGAUAGUGGACAGAGGAAAGAGAGAAAAAAAAAAUCCCCCCAGGCGACGCCACCUCGAUUCAUUACAAAACAGAGUGUUUUCCAUUACGACCAGAGGAAAAGGGCGCGUGGGCUCUUUUUUUUUGUGGUUCUCCUUACAUUCUCUUCUCGUCUUCCAUACCAUUCAUCCUGUUGGCCAUAGGAGGUUCUUCUACCCCGACAGAAGCUACCAAAAUUUGGAUCGCCCUCCUAAAACAGAAAAAAGAGAGAAAAAAAACCAGACCACAAACCCCCGGCAUGAAACAUGUCAGCAAGAGGCGCGCUGACCGUCCGGGCAUGCAGCAAAUGUCGCAAGAAGAAGAGAAAGUGCGAUGGCCAACACCCCUGCUCCAACUGUCAAGCUCGACAAGAACCCUGCAACUACAGCGUCAAGGAGUGGACUUCAAAGGAUGGCCUGCGGUCCGAGAUACAGGAGCUCAAGAGGAGGCAGGAGAGCACCGACACGGUCCUGGACGCGCUGAGGUCGCCCAGCACCAGCGGAAUCGUACUGGAGCAGCUGCAGCGCGGCGAUUCCGUCGCCAAGAUUGAGGAAAAGGUCCUGGGCCUGACGUCGAGGAUUCCCGGGGCUUUUGUGGACGGGGCUUCGUCGCGAGCCAACGUGGUAGCGGAUGGGUUGCGGGGUAUCGGCGGCGGCGGUGGUGGUGGUGGUGUUGGUGAUGUGAAUGGCGCGGCUACUUUUCGACGGGGCUCCUCGUCUGCUUCCAGCUCACACCCUUCCAUGUCGACGGGCCAGCCUUUCGACGUGGGCAUGAUUCGGCCCAGCAUCAGCCCGGACGGCAUGAGCAUGGCGGUGCCGGUGCCGGUUGCGCCGGGAAUGCUCCCGCCGAUGAAAAAUCUAUCAGGAUCGUAUACGUCGGCCGGGUCCGAGACCUCCUCCGGAGCCACGUCCCCGCCGCUCUCGCGACCGCAUCCGAAACCGCUCCAGCAGCGCGACUCGGUAACCUCGUGGCCGCCGCCCCCGACGACGACGCAGACAAACUUUGACCAGCAGCAGCAGCAGCAGCAGCAGCAGCAGCACCACAUGCGGGGCGGCCCCCGCAUCUUCUCGACCGCCAUCAUGGAAUACCACCUCAACCUCCUCUUCUCGUGGGAGUGCCCGCCGCUGACCAUGAUCGACCGCGCCGCCUUCCUGGCCGACUUUGUCGCGGGCAGAGACCGCUACUGCUCGACCGCGCUCGAGUACGCCAUCGUGGCCGUCAGCACGAGGCUGACCGACGCCCUGGCCAACCGGGGCGCGAGGACGUCUGCCUCGGGCCAGACGACGACGACGACCACGCAGACGAUGGUGGAGCUGCAGCUGAUGGACCACCACCACCAUCAUAAUCUUUAUCGGCAGCAUCAGCAAGAGCCCGGCCGGCUGUACUUUGACCGCGGGCUGAUGCUGCUCUCUGGCGAGACGCAGCCCGUGAGGCUGCCGGACGUGCAGGCGCUUGGUCUCUUGUCCCUGUUUGAGGUGUGCAACGGCAACGAAGGGUUCGCGCGCGUGCUGGCGGAGCGGUGUCUCGAAGCAACGAUGGAGCUGCUGCGGCGGGGCACGGCAGCCUCGGCGGCUAUCUCACCGACUGACUCGCACAGCCUGACAAGGCAGGAAGUUGCGGAAACGUACGCGGGUGCUUAUACACUGGCGAGCAUCCUGAAAAUAGUGACAUACUCCCAGCCUGGCGCCCUACGCUCCCUCUCCUGGCAGCCGUGGCUCAGAGAAGACGCCGGGGGCCGCACGAGAAAGUUUUCCGACGUGGUCUUCGACCUGACCUGCAUCAUCGGGACGACCAUGUCCCUCCCAGAGUCAAAGGAUCCCGUCGUGGUGCUUGGAGUUUAUGAAAAGUGCCUCGAGUGGUACAAUUCUGCGCUCGGGGUGCUGCGGGAUGCCGUGGCCGAGGGGACGCCGUCGAGUUUGUUUCUGCACAUGUACUACCACUUCUACCUCGGCGUCCUCUUCCGCCCCCUGGCCGACCAGCAAGCCCACGACAGCACCGACGGCUACGACUUUGACAUAACGUCAGGACCAUCCGCGCACAUGAUGACGACGACCAUCACGACCGCGACGGGCGACCGCGCCAGCCCGCGCACCAUCUGCACCGAGUCGGCGCACGCCGUCAUCGCGCUGGCCCAGUCCUUUCGGCGCAUCCACACGCUGCGGCGGACGCCCGCCUUCCUGCCGUACUUUGUCUACGCUGCGGGUCUGAUGCUGCUGGAGCAGGACUGGAUCGAGGCAAGAGGAGGAGCUACAAACGACGCCGCUGCCGUCGAUGGCGUCGAUGGCGUCGUCGAUGGGAUGGAUGGUGUUGAUGGCGGUGCAGGCGGAGCAGGAGCAGGAAGCGGCCGAGGGAGCAGCAGCAGCGGCAGCCAGAUCGGCGGCAUGAGCAGGGACAGCGUCCAGAGUGCCGGCGUCGCCAUGGCGCUGGCUCAGCUGGCCGAGAUGGCGAGGACGCACCCGGCUGCCGCGGAGGCUCUGGAGGACUUGAGGAGCAAGGACAUGAAUGGGUAGGUUAUAUGUACUUUGGGUAUUUUGAAAAAGUGGGGGACAUUCUGACGGACAUAUUCCUUUCUCUCUCUUUUGGUAUACUUGUUUUUUUUUUCUUUUUUUUUUCUUUUUUUUUUCUUU